Messenger RNA from Physella acuta, 12134 nucleotides. RefSeq lists its product as uncharacterized. Lineage: Eukaryota; Metazoa; Mollusca; Gastropoda; Physidae. The record is from RefSeq and is a predicted model, not a curated record.
UCCACCGUGUACAGAAGAUAAUCUAGCGAGUGUCACUACAUGGGUGGACGAUUACCAAACAGGGUGGCAGCACUUAGUCUUUGUCACGGGUCGCCUCAAGACUUAAUGGAACUUUAACUCAAACAAUUGAUGCAUUUCUGAAUAGCACGACAUAUAUAAAUACACCCCGUACAAACCCAGCGCUUUAGGUGUUUCAAAUUUAGACUAGUGAUGAACGGUAUUGAACUUGUUUUAUUUUAUCGAGGUUGUCAUUUGGUACCUAUUCGGAUAAGGAAUAAUUGAAGGACAGGCCUAGCAAGAGUUAACAAUACUACUGUAGACGAUGUUUAUUGUUGUCAUUAGACCAGGUAAUUAGGCACCGGUAAACAGGAACAAUGAUGCUGUUGGCUCUCCCCUUAGUAGCCACUUUAGAGGUGAUCGGCAAUCUCGCGACCCUGGCUAAGGGAAGGAAUACUAAACACAACACGUUGAUCAUUCCAACUGCGAAGUUGGACAGGAAGAAAGCACAGGUCCCUGCACGCAAGGUGUCUAGCACUUCUGAUGCCAAAGUUGGGGGUCGAUGUGCCGGGGCUAGGAGCAUGAACAAGAGCAGAAACAGGAGGGACAAGUCGGGACGUGAAACAAACAAAUGUUGUUGUGGACAAUCUGAACUGGAACCAGUCCUACAGCUAACCAGCUCACCCGGGGGCGACAGCUUCUGUCAUCCUGACAAUUCCUCGCUAGUUCCCCAGCUCUGCGCUGCAGAACUUACUCUCAACAGUCAAAAGGUGACAUCAAAAAGUCCUAGUACCAAACCGUCCAGCAAUUCUUUUUUGGUCUGUACACGAUGUGGACAAGAAAGUGAUUGUACUGAUAACAAUAUACAACACCUAGCAUUGCGUCAUUACAGCCCGCUAGAGCAAAACGAUAAAGAUGGAGACGUGUGUUUAACAAGAUCUAUAGAUAAACACAACAUGGCUUCAGCAGAAUCCCAAACCACGCCCACAAGCCACUCAAUUUAUAACACCCGGAUAAUACUUGACGAAAACCUGUUUGUUCUUGGUUCAAGAACCUUAAUUAACGACACAACUCAGGAGGUAUCUGACGUGGAGAAUAUCGAUUUCCUGUCAGAAGUUGUAGAACAAACAACAAUCUUACCAGAACCUCCAAUACAACCAAAAGAAGUUGAACUAGGAAACUCUCAACUCAAUCAACCAUCAGGUGGCAUUGACCAACUAGGCCUGGGGACUACACUUGAAGAAGUUGGGGGCAAGGAAGACAAAACUAACAUUGUAAGUCAGAAAAGUAAAAUCAAUGUGAACAAUUCACAUUCGGGAAGUGAGUCGGGGACAGUGUCGCAACAAGAUGAAGAAAACAUACCUCGCAGCAAACAAGGGUCGGCCCGACCAAGUCUAGUCAACACCAAACAAAGAUCAUCUGAACAAAGAUCUUCACUGCCAAACGCGGUAAAUGGCAAUCAGAUCCCUUCAAGAAGAUCAUCUGAACAAAGACCUACACAGAAUCAAGAAAAUAACGAGCCACGGGAUGAAAGAAUCGACGAUCAGUACGCUAUAGACGCUCGUCAAGAAGAUAAGGAAAGAAUGAAUACAGCCCGUAGCAGACAAGGAUCAGCAAGACUAAGUGACGUCAACAUUAAUCCCAUUCCUUCAAAAAGAUCAUCUGAACAAAAAUCUACACAGCCAAGUGAGGUCAAUAUCAAUCAAAUCCCUUCUAAAAGAUCAUCUGAACAAAGAUCUACACAGCCAAGUGGGGUCAAUAUCAAUCAAAUCCCUUCAAAAAGAUCAUCUGAACACAGAUCUACACAGCCAAGUGGGGUCAAUAUCAAUCAAAUCCCUUCAAAAAGAUCAUCUGAACACAGAUCUACACAGUCAAGUGGGGUCAAUAUCAAUCAAAUUCCUUCUAAAAGAUCAUCUGAACAAAGAUCUACACAGCCAAGUGGGGUCAAUAUCAAUCAAAUCCCUUCUAAAAGAUCAUCUGAACAAAGAUCUACACAGCCAAGUGGGGUCAAUAUCAAUCAAAUCCCUUCUAAAAGAUCAUCUGAACAAAGAUCUACACAGCCAAGUGGGGUCAAUAUCAAUCAAAUCCCUUCUAAAAGAUCAUCUGAACAAAGAUCUACACAGCCAAGUGGGGUCAAUAUCAAUCAAAUCCCUUCUAAAAGAUCAUCUGGACAAAGAUCUGCACAGUCAAGUGGGGUCAAUAUCAAUCAAUUCCCUUCUAAAAGAUCAUCUGAACAAAGAUCUACACAGCCAAGCACGCAUUCAAUAGUUCAGGCUCCUUUAAGAAAGACAUCUGAACAAAGAUCCAUACAUUCAAGCGGGGUCAAUAUCAGUCAAGCAUCAAAUAGAUCUUUAUCCGAACGAAGAUCUACACAGCAAGGCGCGCCAAACGGUAAUGAUGCUCCCUCAAGAAGAUCAUCGUUUGUAACAAAUCAUGACAACAGCGAACCUUGGGAUGAAAGAAUCGAUGCUCAUUACGAUGAUGAAAGAAAUAAUAUCCUGCCAAGUCAACGGGGGUCUGUUCAGCAAAGUGCUGUUGAGGACUCUCUGAAAUACUCAAAAAGAUUAUCUUUUGUAGAGGACGCCACAGUAAAUCAGGCUCCUUCAAAAAGAGCAUCUGAACAAAGAUCUACACAGCCAAGUGGGGUCAAUAUCAAUCAAAUCCCUUCUAAAAGAUCAUCUGAGCAAAGAUCUACACAGCCAAGUGGGGUCAAUAUCAAUCAAAUCCCUUCUAAAAGAUCAUCUGAACAAAGAUCUACGCAGCCAAGUGGGGUCAAUAUUAAUCAAAUCCCUUCUAAAAGAUCAUCUGAACAAAGAUCUACACAGCCAAGCGCGGAUUCAAUAGUUCAGGCUUCUGUAAGAAAGACAUCUGAACAAAGAUCCAUACAUUCAAGCGGGGUCAAUAUCAGUCAAGCAUCAAAUAGAUCUUUAUCUGAACGAAGACCUACACAGCAAGGCGCGCCAAACGGUAAUGAUGUUUCUUCAAGAAGAUCAUCAUUUGUAACAAAUCAUGACAACAGCGAACCUUGGGAUGAAAGAAUCGAUGCUCAUUACGAUGAUGAAAGAAAUAAUAUCCUGCCAAGUCAACGGGGGUCUGUUCAGCAAAGUGCUGUUGAGGACUCUCUUAAAAACUCAAAAAGAUUAUCUUUUGUAGAGGACGUCACAGUAAAUAAGGUUCCUUCAAAAAAAUCCUCUGAACAAAGAUCUACACAGCCAAGUGGGGUCACUAUCAAUCAAAUCCCUUCUAAAAGAUCUUCUGAACAAAGAUUUACGCAGUCAAGCUGGCACAUCAUUAAUCAGGCACCUUCAAAAAGAUCAUCUGAACAAAAAUCUAGACCACCAAGUCUAAACACUAUCAAUCGGAUACCAUCAAGAAGAUCAUCGUUUGUAACAUACCAUGACAACAGCGAACCUCGGGAUGAAGGAAUCGAUGCUCAUUACGAUGAUGAAAGAAAUAAUAUCCUGCCAAGUCAACGGGGGUCUGUUCAGCAAAAUGCUGUCGAGGACUCUCUGAUGUACUCAAAAAUAUUAUCUUUUCUAGAGAACGUCACAGUAAAUCAGGCUCCUUCAAAAAGAGCGUCUGAGCAAAGAUCUACACAGCCAAGUGGGGUCAAUAUCAAUCAAAUCACUUCUAAAAGAUCUUCUGAACAAAGAUUUACGCAGUCAAGCUGGCACAUCAUUAAUCAGGCACCUUCAAAAAGAUCAUCUGAACAAAAAUCUAGACCACCAAGUCUAAACACUAUCAAUCGGAUACCAUCAAAAAGAUCAUCGUUUGUAGCUGAUCAGGAAAUUGAUUACCAUCAGGAGGAGAUAAUCGAAGCUCAAUAUGACGAUUUUGGAAUGAAUGAAAUGAAACCAACUUCAAAAGUGCAACUGGAUGCUUAUGAAAAUGCAGAAGAGGAUCACCAAAUCGAAAGCCGGUUUGAUAACGAGUUUCAGAUUCAAACUAACAGGCCUGAUACGCAACCGAUACGUGAAAUAAAUCAGAGGGAAGCAAAUUCUGAUACUCAUUUGGAUGGCGACCCAAGAUACAGACCAAACAGUCAAGUGUACAGAGAAAAGCAAAAAACGCCGUUGUUCGCGUGCGAUACAGUGAAGGAAGUUUGUGUGGUCGGGGCCACUAGUAGAAGCUGUGACCCUUGUGAAGCUAAAACAAUUUUCACUUUACUGUCACAAGGGAUGAUAAAAUGUGAAAAAAGGCAUGAAAUCGUCAGAGCUCAUCGGGGCACAUGUUCUGAUGACGAGUCACAGAGCGUCUGUCGGAAAAAGUGUUUGGUCGUCUGCCCGGAACCUUGUAGAAUGUCCAGUCACCGCACUCAAAGACCACAAGAUUACGAGGAUUCGAGGAGUCGGUCUAAAUCAUCUAAGCAUUACGACGAUAGAUCGGGGAGUCAAGAAAAGAAAUCUUGCACGUCAAGUGGCUGCGAUAAACGUGGACAGGGGUGUGUUCUAGGCCAGCCUGGGCGGAUAUGUAUCGGUACCUGUAAACGUCAGUGUGUUUGUCCGCCCACUCGAGAGGAACAUGAGAACCUCCAGUCUCCAUCUAGACUGUACAAGAGUUUUGUAAACAUGGAGGGGAGAGAACGAUUUCAGACUGAAAUGGCGCCCAGUAGAAAAGGAUCUGCAAGCCAAGAAAGACCAGCUACCGAGACGUCUGCUACGUGCAGAUCAAAAGACAACGAAUGCUGCCGCACUGUUAUCUUCUGCCGAUGCAACGAUGGAUUCCGCGAUCCAGACGCAGGCUGUUAUCUCGGGAAAAUCAAACACAUUCAAAGCUCCGGGUCGAAAUCUUGUUAUGGCCUUGAAGAAAUAGCCUUUCCUAACAGAAACAAAAGUAACAAUGUAAGUCAGAAAAGUAAAAUCAAUGUGAACAAUUCACAUUCGGGAAGUGAGUCGGGGACAGUGUCGCAACAAGAUGAAGAAAACAUACCUCGCAGCAAACAAGGGUCGGCCCGACCAAGUCUAGUCAACACCAAACAAAGAUCAUCUGAACAAAGAUCUUCACUGCCAAACGCGGUAAAUGGCAAUCAGAUCCCUUCAAGAAGAUCAUCUGAACAAAGACCUACACAGAAUCAAGAAAAUAACGAUCCACGGGAUGAAAGAAUCGACGAUCAGCACGCUAUAGACGCUCGUCAAGAAGAUGAGGAAAGAAUGAAUACAGCCCGCAGCAGACAAGGAUCAGCAAGACUAAGUGACGUCAACAUUAAUCCCAUUCCUUCAAAAAGAUCAUCUGAACAAAGAUCUACACAGCCAAGUGGGGCCAAUAUCAAUCAAAUCCCUUCUAAAAGAUCAUCUGAACAAAGAUCUACACAGCCAAGUGGGGUCAAUAUUAAUCAAAUCCCUUCUAAAAGAUCAUCUGAACAAAGAUCUACGCAGCCAAGUGAGGUCAAUAUUAAUCAAAUCCCUUCUAAAAGAUCAUCUGAACAAAGAUCUACGCAGCCAAGUGUGGUCAAUAUUAGUCAAAUCCCUUCCAAAAGAUCUUCUGAACAAAGAUCUACACAGCCAAGCACGCAUUCAAUAGUUCAGGCUCCUUUAAGAAAGACAUCUGAACAAAGAUCCAUACAUUCAAGCGGGGUCAAUAUCAGUCAAGCAUCAAAUAGAUCUUUAUCUGAACGAAGACCUACACAGCAAGGCGCGCCAAACGGUAAUGAUGCUCCCUCAAGAAGAUCAUCGUUUGUAACAAAUCACGACAACAGCGAACCUCGGGAUGAAAGAAUCGAUGCUCAUUACGAUGAUGAAAGAAAUAAUAUCCUGCCAAGUCAACGGGGGUCUGUUCAGCAAAGUGCUGUCAAUGACUCUCCGACGUACUCAAAAAGAUCAUCUUUUGUAGGGAACGUCACAGUAAAUCAGGCUCCUUCAAAAAGAGCAUCUGAACAAAGAUCUACACAGCCAAGUGGGGUCAAUAUCAAUCAAAUCCCUUCUAAAAGAUCAUCUGAACAAAGAUCUACACAGCCAAGUGGGGUCAAUAUCAAUCAAAUCCCUUCUAAAAGAUCAUCUGAACAAAGAUCUACACGGCCAAGUGGGGUCAAUAUCAAUCAAAUCCCUUCUAAAAGAUCAUCUGAACAAAAAUCUAGACCACCAAGUCUAAACACUAUCAAUCAGAUACCAUCAAAAAGAUCAUCGUUUGUAGCGGAUCAGGAAAUUGAUUACCAUCAGGAGGAGAUAAUCGAACAUCAAUAUGACGAUUUUGGAGUGAAUGAAAUGAAACCAACUUCAAAAGUGCAACUGGAUGCUUAUGAAAAUGCAGAAGCUGAUCACCAAAUCGAAAGCCGGUUUGAUAACGAGUUUCAGAUUCAAACCAACAGGCCUGAUACGCAACCGAUACGUGAAAUAAAUCAGAGGGAAGCAAAUUCUGAUACUCAUUUGGAUGGCGACCCAAGAUACAGACCAAACAGUCAAGUGUACAGAGAAAAGCAAAAAACGCCGUUGUUCGCGUGCGAUACAGUGAAGGAAGUUUGUGUGGUCGGGGCCACUAGUAGAAGCUGUGACCCUUGUGAAGCUAAAACAAUUUUCACUUUACUGUCACAAGGGAUGAUAAAAUGUGAAAAAAGGCAUGAAAUCGUAAAAGCUCAUCGGGGCACAUGUUCUGAUGACGAGUCACAGAGCGUCUGUCGGAAAAAGUGUUUGGUCGUCUGCCCGGAACCUUGUAGAAUGUCCAGUCACCGCACUCAAAGACCACAAGAUUACGAGGAUUCGAGGAGUCGGUCUAAAUCAGCUAAGCAUUACGACGAUAGAUCGGGGAGUCAAGAAAAGAAAUCUUGCACGUCAAGUGGCUGCGAUAAACGUGGACAGGGGUGUGUUCUAGGCCAGCCUGGGCGGAUAUGUAUCGGUACCUUUAAACGUCAGUGUGUUUGUCCGCCCACUCGAGAGGAACAUGAGAACCUCCAGUCUCCAUCUAGACUGUACAAGAGAAAACAAGAAAACUUAAAUGAUAAGCAUAAUAUUGAUUAUGACGAAGAUGUGAUAGAAAAUGUGGUUUAUCCUGUAGGUUCAGCCAGAACAGCUGAUGAUAAGAACCACAUUAUAAAACCAUCCAACUACGACAAUAAUGACAACGAUCCAGUCGGCAAGGAGGUCAAUUUCCAGGAACUAAAAGAAAGAGCGCCAAGAAGCCCACCCAGAAACGAGAGUUUUGUAAACAUGGAGGGGAGAGAACGAUUGCAGACUGAAAUGGCCCCCAGUAGAAAAAGAACUGCAAGCCAAGAAAGACCAGCUACCGAGACGUCUGCUACGUGCAGAUCAAAAGACAACGAAUGCUGCCGCGCUGUUAUCUUCUGCCGAUGCAACGAUGGAUUCCACGAUCCAGACGCAGGCUGUUAUCUCGGGAAAAUCAAACACAUUCAAAGCUUCGGGUCGAAAUCUUGUAAUGGCAUUGAAGAAAGAGCCUUUCCUAAUAGAGCUCAGACCUCUUACGCCGAAUCCGAUGAAUGCGAAUAUUUCAUGACGUUAAAUUCAGAUUUGACCGGCUCAGGGGCGGAAGAGUUUAGAGAUGUCAUUGAAGAAAGUUACAAGGAUUGUGCUACUGACCUGUCCGCUGAUGCCCGUAAAAAUUUCAAAGAUUGCGUGGAUUAUUCAUCAGCAAAACAAUAUGCGGCCUCUGGUAGCCAACCUCGUCGGCCUAGCACUAAAGAAGGUACCCAGACAUGUUACCUUGCACCACUUUGUCGGGAUGUCAGAGACUUCAUGUGUGACACUGGACAAGAUUUUACAGUACAGCUCAACGAUGCUUCAGAUGAAGACUGUGAACAGAGAGCUAUGGAUCUGAAAAGUCGUAUAUAUAGGAAGAUCACAGUUGAUCCUAGAGAAAUUAUAGAGUUCAGAAAAUUAUGUCACGUUCCCUUGGAAGGAGUGGAGAACGCUGACGUUGUAGUCUGUGGCAAAUCAGAACCGCGGGAGUACAGUCGCAGGAAAACAGACCCUGAGCUUGAGGAGCGUGUUUACGACACCAAUGAAAGGAAAGAAAGUUACAACUCUCCAUUUGAUGAGCGGGUCAACAAUGAUAUCGAGAAUAAUGUAGAUGAUACUGAUAUAUCGAAAGAGACUGAGGCUUCUUCGGAUUUUAAUAAUGAAUAUAACGAACAACAAGAGGUUGCUCAAAUUGAUGAGACUAGCAGAAUUGGAACGCCAGAGCUUGAACCCCAUAAAGAUGAAGCAGCGAGUGCCCCAAUGACGGGAAGCUCCAGGCCGAUGAAUCAAGAUGAAACCGAUGACAUCACCGAGAUCAGAGAUCAAGAUGACAUGGACUACGAUGUUAAUGAUGACUCGCAAAGCAUCAAUGACUCGAUUGUUCGUGAGGACGAUAUGUCAGAGCCCGUGGUCACUGAAAGCAUCGUCCGCACGGAAACUGUAAGCAAUAGAACGUCAUCGCAAAUUCCUGAUAUUGAAUAUGAAAAAGCUAAAAUCGCAGAGAAAGUCAAAAGUGUGAGCAGUGUGCAAAAAACAACAACCAAUAGUGCAGUACAGAGCCCGAGCCCGUCGAAAGUUACAAGUACAAAAGACAGUUUUACAGAAACCGUGAAUAGCAAAGUACAGAGCCAGAUCCCAUCAAAAGUCACAAGUACAGAUAAAGCCACAAGUCUGGAAAAUACCAGUUUUACAGAAACUGCAAAUAGCACAGUACAAAGCCAGAUCCCAUCAAAGGUCACAAGCAUGGAAAAAGCCACAAGUCAGGAAAGAGCCAGUUUUAUAGAAAAAGUCAAUAGUGCAGUACAGAGUCCUACUCCGUCAAAGGUCACAAGUAUGGAGAAAGUCACAAGUCAGGAAAGAGCCAGUUUUAUAGAAAAAGUCAAUAGUGCAGUACAGAGUCCUACUCCGUCAAAGGUCACAAGCAUGGAAAAAGCCACCAGCCAGGAUAAAGCCCUUUUUGCAGAGGAAGCAUAUAGUGCGGCACGAACCCCUAGCCAGUCAAAACCCAGAACCACGGAAAAUAGUGCAGCGCAAACUCCGAGCCCAUCAAAGGUCACAAGCAUGGAAAAAGCCACAAGUCAGGAAAGAGCCAGUUUUAUAGAAAAAGUCAAUAGUGCAGUGCAGAGUCCUAUUCCGUCAAAGGUCACAAGUAUGGAAAAAGCCACAAGUCAGGAAAGAGCCAGUUUUAUAGAAAAAGUCAAUAGUGCAGUGCAGAGUCCUACUCCGUCAAAGGUCACAAGCAUGGAAAAAGCCACCAGCCAGGAUAAAGCCCUUUUUGCAGAGGAAGCAUAUAGUGCGGCACGAACCCCUAGCCAGUCAAAACCCAGAACCACGGAAAACAGUGCAGCGCAAACUCCGAGCCCAUCGAAAGCCAGUAUGGAAAACGCUAGUAAGAUAAAUGCUGUAAGCCCCACAAAAGUCCUUAGUGCAAAACAAGUUCGAAUGUUAUGUCGUGAUGAGAACCCAGAACUUUAUUACACUGAAAUGGGACAAACCUUUUACUCUUUACUUUCAAGGGUCAACCCCCGAAACGUCACUGAAGACGAAAGCGCUGAAAGCUUAGCACAUGUUAUUGAUUUUAUGAACGAUCUGAUUCAAUCAGAUCUUUGUUUAAAGAAAGAGAAUUACGACGAGACCAGCGAAGUAGGGGGUGGGAGUGCUAAAUUCAAACUGAACAAUCUAUCGAGGAGGGUGUCAAACGGUGAUAUUAUCGACACAUUCAAGGCACUGAUAGAGUCUUACUAUAACUCGAUUGGGGAUAUUUGUACAAUCGUUCGAGAAAACAAUAAGGUGAUACGUUUUGAUGAAGAUGGUUCAACCGAGUUUGAUUUUUACGCCCUGUUGGAAAAUAAAGGAGUUACAGAGCAACCUCUGCCAGCUAACGUUGUAUCGCGGUAUGACGUGGCUUGCGACGUAGAUGAAGACUUCAGGCAGCUGUUGGAUGAAAUGGAUGUCCAAAGAAAGUCCAUUUAUGAAGUUGGAUCAGGAAACGUGCGUAUUGAUAGCCGUCGAACUUCCAAAAGAGACUUUGCUUCUUCUGUCUUGAAAGACUUUGAAGAGGAAAUUAUGCAGCGUGUUUUGACAACCGCAUGCCAAACUGAACAGACAUACAGUGAAGCUAACGAAGAGACUGAACAAAACACGCAGGAUCAAAUUUCUGUAUCAAGCAAACACGGGUCUUCUAUGUCCCGCAACAGGAUUUCUCGGACCAACUCUCGCGAGGUCGGGAAUAAAAGCAGCACGGACCGCCAGAGGGCGCAGAGUUUGUUGAAUGAAGAUCUCUAUGAUCAAGAUGGAAGGGAAUCACAGAGCAACGUCGCCAAGACCAAGUCAGACUCCGUGACUGGAGAUGACGUAGAGUCGCAGUACAUUGGCGAAAUGGAGAAGUACAUGGACGAGGAUUCAGCUCCGGAUGAAAUGGCACAAUUAAGUAAACCCAACCUUAAGAAAUCCUCAAAGAAUGGAACACGUACAAGCAAAGAAGAUAAAGAUCGAAUUGUUAGUGCUGUUGGUGGCAAGCCUACAGGGUCCCGCAUCGAUGAAGAGGAUGAGGGUGAUGUGAAAGUGGACUCACCUUCCCAGCUCUCACCUGACACUGACAGCGAGAAAGCUGUUUCAUCAGCAGAUUCUGAUCGAAGCCCGUCCAGGAAAUCUAGGAAAAAAGCAGGAACUUCAGACGAAGAGGAGGCGACGGAAAGUGCAAAAGGACCACGGUUAAAGAAGAAAAAGAAAAAGAAGACAAAGAAGGCAAGUCGGAUUAAGAAAGACAGGAAGCGUCACGAAAGUGAAGCAGACGUUGAUUCAACAGGUAAUGAUGAAGACUCUGCUAAUGAAACCACUGCUGUAGGAGAAAAUAAACAUGCGCUUUCGUCAUUAGAUUCUGACAGCGAGCCAGAUAAACGUAGUAAAAAACCAGUGGCGUCAGAGGACGAAGAAGACGCGGAAGAUAGUGAAAAAAAAGCAAAACACGAUAAGAAAUCUCAAAAGCUGAGAAAGUCACAGAAGAAACCCAAGAUAAAGAAAGAGAAGAAGCCUACUAAAAAUGAAGGUGGGGACGGAAAAAUGAACCGUCGGAGCAAAAAGGCACAAGAAAGUGAUGAAGUGUCAGAUAGCGAAUUGCCCACUUCAGAAAGUGUAAGUAAAGUGUCAGGUUCUGCAUCUAAAGUUGGUAGGAAGAAAAAAACACGAGCAGUGGCACAUUCGGAAGAUGAGGAUUCUGAAGAAAAUAGCCCCAGUCCUCCGCGAAGUAGAAAAGCAAAAGCUAGUUCUCCUGAUGAAGAAAGCUCUGAAGUGGAAAGCACACCAAAGCGUAAAAGUAAAAGCAAACACGCAGUUUGUGAGUCCACUUGUAUGUGUGAAAAUAGCUGCAUACCCAAAUGCUGUUGCCGCGUCGUAAAGUUUGCCCAUUGUGAUGAACGGGCAUGUUGUUCAAAGCGCCACACACGUACACGUUCCCCAGAGUCAUCUUCUGACGAGGAGGAAGAGAGAUCGGAAAGAAAAAAACGUCAAAAGCGAAAUCGACAACUGACCGAGAGUUCAGAAAGCGAUAGCGAAGAAGAGCGUAGCCGACCUCGAACACAGCGCAAUACCUCAAAGAAGGAGCGGAGAACACGAAACUCAUCCUCCGAGCGGGACAGAGGUGUGAUGGUGCCUGUGGUAGGUUCAACCAGCAUGUACCCUUACCCGACUCAAGCAAUGGGCGGCUUCUCGCACUGCACACCUGUACCAGCCGAGGCGGGCACGAGUUCUAUUUUCGUUUACGUUAACGAAUCAGAUUGCGAAGACCCCGAGACUCUUCAGAGGGUGCUGGGGGAGAAGAUCAAGAAGGGGACGGCCACACAGAGUCAAGCCAACCCAUGCCAGUACAUGACAUGCGAUCCUGCAUGCUAUGUGGCUGAUCCGGCAUAUUACUAUAAUUGUUGACAGAGUGGCCCUAUUAGGUUUUGUUCAAGUUCUGAACUAAAAGCUUUUGUUCAGUUUAUCUACGAGCUGAGGUAUCAUCGUUCGCCUAAAGUCUUGAUGUCUGCUGUGUUGUCAUGACAAAUGUGUUAUGACAGCUAUGUUGGUAUAUAACACGAAUUGGCACGUCCGUAUUAUUAACAGCAGCUAAAUUCUUGCAAUCGACUGUACCAUCACCAAAGUUGACCUGAUAUAUGUAGUAACAUCAGUCGCAGUGCCCCUGCUAGUCUGGCAAAACAAACAUAAAAUAUAUAAUACACGAACAUGCUCAGU